AUGGGAGGCAUUAACCUCCACAGAUUGGAGCGUCUUAUUGACAAUGAAGAGUCAUCUGAGGAAGCUUUGCCAGUACCAAUCAGGCCUGUUGCCUCUUUUGCCAAAGAAGAUUGUGAGCCAGUCAUCGACAACGACUCAGGCUCAGACACCAAGGUCCCAACUGAGGUCCCGGCUGAGGGGAGUGAGUCAUCCACUUCGUCCCUUGGAUCCCCCGUUCUCGAUGAAUCCAGGUUCGCCAAGAUCGAUGGAGAGAUUGACGAGAUCUUGGGCCGUCCAAUCAAAUGGGGCAUUAUGACUCAGUUGCCGGACAAAGAAGAGAGUACGGAGGACACCACUACUGACAACACCACUACUGACAACACCGAUGAAGACAGUGCCGAGGAAGAGGAUACGGCUACCGAAAACACCACUACCGAUAACACCGAGGAAGAAACUGUGGAGGAAGAAACUGUCGAGGAAGAAACUGUCGAGGAAGGAACUGCCGAAGAAGCAACCAUCCAGGGAGACAGUACGGACGAAAAUUCAACUGCGAAGGAAGACGCAACUAACACUGAAGACGAAGAGAGUCCCAAGAAGAAGCAGAAGACGUCAGAGAGUGAAGACGAAGCAAACAUCCAUGGAGAUAAUGACAGUGACAAUGAUGGAAAUGGCGAGGGAAACAGCUAUAAUGAAACGAACGGACCCAUUCUUCUCUCCACUGGCAGCUGGUCCUAUUAA
This is a messenger RNA of Seminavis robusta, 717 nucleotides long. NCBI's taxonomy places the organism in Eukaryota, Bacillariophyta, Bacillariophyceae, Naviculales, Naviculaceae. The record is from the annotation of a GenBank genome assembly.